Messenger RNA from Symbiodinium necroappetens, 393 nucleotides. The record is from the annotation of a GenBank genome assembly. Lineage: Eukaryota; Dinophyceae; Suessiales; Symbiodiniaceae.
AUGCCUACGCAGUAUGGAAAUCUUACACUUGAAUUUGCCUCCUGUGCCCAGAAUUCUUCGCAAUAUCUUGCAAUUACUCUCCAGGAGAAGGCUGACAGCUUGGAGGAGAAGCACACCCUCCUCCUCCGCAGAGUCCGCCGUGCCGAGCGGGAUCGGGACGUGGCGGGGAAGCCUGGGGCAGCCGUGCAGCGAAGCGCUGAGGUAGAGGUUGCAGUGAGACAGCUGCGAGAAGAAGCAGCGCCGGUCAUUGCACGGUUUAUGGAGUCGGAGGUUCUUCGGAGCCAGCUUCAGGCGUGCAGCGAGGACCUCGUGCGGCUGAAGGAGGAGAUGGCGGCUUGCAAGGAGGAGCUAGCAGAAGGCUUGCCCAAGCUCGCAGAAUUGGAGGAUGACGAG